Phycomyces blakesleeanus NRRL 1555(-) is the source of this 3699-nucleotide messenger RNA. RefSeq lists its product as hypothetical. The record is from RefSeq and is a predicted model, not a curated record. Gene Ontology annotation, molecular function: protein binding; U2 snRNA binding. Gene Ontology annotation, biological process: mRNA splicing, via spliceosome. Lineage: Eukaryota; Fungi; Mucoromycota; Mucoromycetes; Mucorales; Phycomycetaceae. The transcript has 7 exons. Bases 1 to 3609 code for a protein of 1202 amino acids. Gene Ontology annotation, cellular component: nucleus; U2 snRNP.
AUGUUUCUUUACAACCUCACACUUAGUCCAACAACAGCCAUCAAUCAGGCCAUCCAUGGCAAUUUCUCUGGUACAAAACAGCAGGAGAUCAUCGUCGCUCGUAAUACGCGUAUUGAGCUAUUGAAGCCUGAUCCAACUACCGGAAAGGUGCAUACAAUUCUGUCACAUGAUGUGUUUGGAUUAGUCCGUAGUUUGGCUCCUUUCCGCUUGACUGGUGCCAGUAAAGAUUAUAUUGUGGUUGGGUCUGAUUCUGGUCGCAUUGUCAUUCUCGAGUAUAACCCGGCAAAAAACACAUUCGACAAGGUUCAUCAAGAGACUUAUGGAAAGACUGGCUGUCGUCGUAUUGUACCUGGACAUUACCUUGCUACCGAUCCUAAAGGUCGUGCAGUAAUGGUCGGUGCAGUCGAAAAGCAGAAAUUGGUUUAUAUUCUCAAUCGUGACUCAGCCGCUAAGCUCACCAUCUCUUCUCCACUGGAAGCUCACAAAAGCCAUACCCUUAUUCAUCAUAUCGUCGGAUUAGAUGUUGGAUUCGAGAAUCCAGUAUUUGCAUGUUUGGAAGUGGAUUACACCGACGUUGACUCAGAUGUGACCAACGAAGCAAUGGAAAAUAUCGAGAAAGUCUUGACAUAUUAUGAACUUGACCUUGGUCUCAACCAUGUAGUUAGAAAGUGGACAGAAGUAGUAGACAUCAAGUCGAAUAUGUUGAUCCCAGUACCUGGUGGUAAUGAUGGCCCCUCUGGUGUAUUAGUUUGUACUGAAAACUUCAUUACAUACAAGCAUCAGGAUAUGCCCGAUCAUCGUAUCCCAAUCCCCCGCCGUGCACAGCCCCUCGAAGAUUCUUCCAGAGGUGUUAUCAUUGUAGCCUACACAGUCCAUCGUAUGAAGAUCAACAGACAGACCCAGUUUUUCUUUUUACUACAGUCAGAGGAAGGUGAUCUUUACAAAGUUACUAUGGAUCACGAAGAAGGAUCUGUUCAGGGUAUGACUAUUAAGUACUUUGACACUAUUCCGGUUGCCACAUCCCUCUGUAUUCUCAAAAGUGGUUUCCUCUUCGCUGCUAGUGAGUUUGGUAACCAUCAACACUAUUCGUUCGAAAGUCUUGGUGACGAUCCUGAUGACCCAGAAAUCUCUUCAGCAGAUUACAUGGAGGCAGAAGCCAGCCAGGAAGAAACCCCUCUCGUGUACUUCAAACCUCGUCCAUUAAAGAACUUAUUACUGGUUGAUGAGUUGGACUCAAUGGCACCUUUGAUGGACGCUAAGGUCCUAAAUUUGGCUGACGAAGAAACACCUCGUAUUUAUGGACUUUGCGGCAAGGGCUCCCGUUCAUCUUUGCGUAUUCUCAACCAAGGCCUUGAGGCCGCAGAAUUGGCUGUUAGUGAGUUGCCUGGCAACCCUAGUGCAGUAUGGACAGCCAAAUUGCGUCGUGAUGAUGCCUACCAUGCAUACAUCAUUGUAUCAUUUGCCAAUGCCACCUUGGUACUAUCAAUUGGUGAAACUGUAGAAGAAGUUACAGAUACCGGGUUCUUGACAACAGCCCCAACAUUAGCAGUACAGCAGAUGGGUGAAGAUGCCCUUGUUCAAGUCUAUCCUCAAGGUAUUCGCCACACACAUGCCGAUCGCCGAGUGAACGAAUGGAGAGUACCAGGUGGACAAUCAAUUAUCGAAGCCGCCACCAACAACCGUCAAAUUGUUAUCGCGCUAUCAGGCGGAGAAAUUGUUUAUUUUGAAUUGGACAACCAAGGUCAACUUAACGAGAACCAAGAACGCAAGCAGAUGACUUCAAAUGUUACCAGUCUUGCCUUGGGAGACGUUCCUGAAGGGCGUCAAAGAUCCCGCUAUUUGGCUGUUGGAUGUGAUGAUCAAACAGUCCGUAUCUUGGGUGUGGAUCCAGAUGCUUGCCUUGAAUCAGUGUCGAUGCAGGCCGUUCAAGGUGUACCAUCUAGUUUGUGUAUUGUAGAGAUGCUGGACACCGGAAUCGAACGUGGCCAUGGAACACAGUAUCUGAACAUUGGUCUUACUAAUGGUGUUCUUCUCCGCACUGUUCUUGACACUGUCAGUGGACAAUUGUCUGACACUCGUACUCGGUUUAUUGGUGCACGCAGUGUCCGCCUCUUUAAGAUCUCUGUUCAAGGUAGACCCGCUGUAUUGGCACUUUCUACUAAGCCUUGGGUGAGCUACACCUUCCAAAACAGACUUUACUUGACACCUCUCAGCUAUGAUGCAUUGGAGUUCGGUAGUGCCUUUAUUAGUGAACAGUGCGCUGAGGGCGUAGUCGCAGUAGCCGGAAAUACCUUGAGAAUUUUCACUGUGGAGAAGCUCGGUACUAUAUUCAACCAGGUUUCUAUUCCCUUAAAGUAUACUCCUAGACGCUUUGCUCUUCAUGCCCCCACAAAGACUUUUGUGGUAGUAGAGAGUGAUAAUGCCACAUUUUCUCCAGACGAAAAGAAAAAGGGGCUUGCUAUCAAGGAAAGCGAAGGGUUUGAGAUUGAUGAAGACAUUGUCAACCUGGACCCUGUUCAAUUUGGACACGUUCGUGCUGAGCACGGCAAGUGGGCCAGUUGCAUUCGACUUAUUGAACCCUUCCAAGGAGAAACAUUACAUGAAAUUGAGUUGGAAGAAAACGAGGCUGCAUUUAGUGUAGCCAUGGUUCAGUUCCGUGUCAACCCUCAUGCUGCAGACGCUUCUGAAGUAUUUGUAGUUGUAGGUACUGCUAAGGAUGUUGUUUUGGCACCACGAUCGUGCUCUUCUGGUUUUUUGCGUGUCUACAGACCUGUUCAAGAUCUCCAGGGCCGUCUUCAGCUUGAUCACAUCCAUACUACAGCAAUAGACGAAAUUCCCAUGGCACUGCUGGGCUUCCAGGGACGUCUGUUAGCAGGUGUAGGAAAAGCUCUUCGUAUCUAUGAUAUCGGUAAGAAGAAGAUGCUCCGAAAGUGUGAAAACAAGGGUGAUCGUAUCAUUGUCUCUGAUAUCCAAGAGUCAAUCCAUUACGCUGUCUACAAGCGAACAGAUAACCGCAUUGCAGUAUUUGCAGAUGACACAACCCCACGCUGGACUACAGCUACAGCUAUGAUUGAUUAUGAUACCGUAGCUGGUGGUGACAAGUUUGGAAACUUCUUUGUGGACCGGUUACCACAGCAGCUCAGUCAAGAAAUCGAUGAAGAUACAACCGGCAACAGGAUCUUUUACGAAAAAGGAUACUUGCACGGUGCACCCAAUAAGAUUGACAAUCUCUGUCACUACUUCACCGGGGAUAUUAUCACAUCAAUCCACCGAACUACAUUAAUAUCCGGUGGCCGUGAGGUGCUUCUGGCAACAUCCCUAUUGGGAUCCAUAUCGAUCUAUGUUCCCUUUGUCUCUAAAGAAGAUGUCGACUUCUUCCAAAUGCUAGAAAUGCACAUGCGCGCAGAGGCACCUCCUUUGGCUGGCCGGGAUCAUUUGGCUUACAGAAGUUUUUAUACACCUGUUCGCUCUGUGAUAGAUGGAGAUCUGUGUGAGCAAUAUAACACAUUGACACCAGAUAAGAGGAGGGCUAUUGCAGAAGAAUUGGAUCGAUCUGUAGCUGAAGUACAAAAGAAGAUUGAAGAUAUGCGUGUCAGAUCAGGUUUCUAAACGAUCUUAGACAAAAAAAAAUCAUGCAACGAGGAGAUAAAUAAAUGAAUAAAACACUGAAUGAAUAAUGCAAAUUAGAUUAUUCUCUGU